Messenger RNA from Entrophospora sp. SA101, 537 nucleotides. The record is from the annotation of a GenBank genome assembly. NCBI's taxonomy places the organism in Eukaryota, Fungi, Glomeromycota, Glomeromycetes, Entrophosporales, Entrophosporaceae.
AUGAGUAAUACUAACGAAGAAAUUGUUUCAAAAACGACAGAAACCAAAAGUAUAAAGAUAUUGAGUUCAGGUAAAAUAAAGAAAUAUGUUCACACAGGAUUAAAAAAUGCGACAACGACAAAUCAAAAAGAUAUGAAAAGUAUUAGUAGUGUUGUAGUAGUGAUAUUUACAGCUAAAGGAUCAGCUAUUAAUAAAGCGAUUACAGUAGUUGAAAUAAUUAAGCGAGAAAUGAAUGGAUUAUUACAUCAAUAUACUCAAAUUGGAAGAAAUUUUCCUAAUGAAAAAAAAUCUGAAGAAUUAAAAAAAAAGGAUAUAGCAACUGAAGUAAUGGUAGACAACAAUGCUGAUAUUGUUGUUGAAAAAGAAAAUGAAGAACAAAACAGUGGUGAUGAAAAAAGCGUUAGAAUGGGAGAAUGUGAUAAUGAUGAUAAAAUAAUUUCAAGAUUUUCAACCUCUAAAAAAAAAAUGCCAGCACCUACAAUAACAAUUUAUCUUUCAACCAAAGCAAUUCCUAAACUAGAAGAAUCUUUUGGGUAA